AUGGAUGAACUCAAAAAAUUAAAAGUUCCACAAUUAAAGGAAUUACUUAAAAAUGAAGGAUUGGCGAUUACUGGAAAGAAAGAUGAGCUCAUUAAACGUUUAUUCGAUCGUCAAUCUCAAUCAAAUCAAUCAAAAUCAAAAUCACCAUCUCCAGUACCAAACAAUGAUACUCAAAAUUUGACAAAUGAGGAUACCCAAGAUUCAACAAAUAAGGAUACUCAAGAUGAUUCAACACCAGCCAAGGACUCUCAAGAUCUCACAACGAAUAAUAUUCAAGAUCCUCCAAAUAACAAUGUUCAAGACACGUCAACUAACAAUAUUGGAGAUCAUUCAACUAACAAUAUUGGAGAUCAUUCAACUAAAAAUGGCCAACAUCCAUCAACUAACGAUGAACAAGAUGACUUGCCACCCACAAAGCGUCCAAGACUCUCAAACGAAAACCCACCACCACGACCUCAAACCCACGAAGACGAAAUGAACCUAGAUCUAGACCUAGAAGCAGAACCAGAAGAUCCUAACCAACCAAUUCAAACCAAUUCAAAUCGAACCAAAUCAGAUUUAUACUUAGAUACGAUCAAUAGAGAUAUGUUAGACUUUGAUUUCGAACGACUUUGUUCAGUAACCUUGUCAAACAUCAAUAUCUAUGCUUGUUUAGUUUGUGGUAAAUAUUUUCAAGGUCGUAGUAAGAUCAGUCCUGCUUAUGCACAUAGUAUUGGAUCGGAUCAUCAUGUGUUUAUUAACUUGUUAUCUGAAAAGGUUUAUGUUUUACCUGAUGGAUAUGAAGUUUCAGAUCCAUCUUUAGAUGAUAUCAAGUACUUAUUGAAUCCUACUUUUACACCCGAGUUUUUAAAUCGAUUAGAUACAGGAUUAUAUCCUGUAGCAUAUGAUUUACAAGGAAUUAGUUAUUUACCAGGAUUUGUAGGAUUAAACAAUAUCAAAGCCAAUGAUUAUCUAAAUGUGAUUGUUCAAAUCUUAUCACAUGUGACUCCAUUACGAGAUUAUUUGAUCUGUAGAAAACCAACCUCAAACGAUACUGAAUUAGUUAAAAGGUUUGGAACUUUAAUGAGAAAAUUAUGGAAUCCAAAAGCAUUUAAAUCACAAGUUAGUCCACAUGAAUUUGGACAAGAAGUUAGUAAACGAUCUAAUCGAAAAUUCAAACUUACAGAACAAGCUGAUCCAUUAGAAUUCUUAGGUUGGUUAUUAAAUACGUUACAUUUAGACUUAGGUGGACAUCAAAAGAAACCGAUGAAAAAGAAACACAUGAAAUUAAAAAAUGAAGGAAAUCCUCAAGAAUCAGAUCAGAUGAUCAAAAAAGUAGAAGAAGAAAAAGAUGAACCAAGUAGUAUUAUAGAUGCAGCUUUUAGAGGAGAAGUUAGGAUUGAAGAACAUGAUAUUUUAGCUAGACCAGAUACAGGAGAGAAAGGAUUAAAACCGAUUUUCGAUCUAGGAGCUGAAGUUCGAACGAUUCAAACCCCAUUUUUAUUUUUAACAAUCGAUUUACCACCACCACCUGUAUUUCAAGACACGAUCGAAAAAAAUAUAAUACCUCAAAUCGGAUUAAAUGAAGUUUUGAUGAAGUAUGAUGGAAAGAAAACGAUUGAGAUCAAUGGGAAAUUAAAACGGUUUAAGAUCUUAGGUUUACCUCCAUUUUUGAUUUUACAUUUCAAACGAUUUACUUCGAAUAAUUUUAUUGAAGAAAAGAAUCCGACGAUUGUCAAUUUCCAUACAAAAGGUAUCGAUCUAAGUCCAUACUAUGAACCUAAACCCAAAGAAAAAGAAAAAGAAGUAGAUGAACCAAUUGAACGACUUUAUGAUUUAUUAGCCAAUGUGACUUAUUCAUCAACAGCCGGAACAGCUAAAGAAGAUUCGCAAUGGAAAGUACAAGUUCAUACUAGAAGUGUGAAUGAAAAACAAGAAGAAGAAUUAAAGGCAAAUUCAUUAAAACCAAAUGAAGAGAAAUGGUUUCAAAUUCAAGAUUUGAUUGUAGAAGAGAUCAAUAGACAGAUGGUCUUCCUAGGUGAAAGUUAUAUUCAAGUUUGGGAAAGAAGAAGUGAUAAGAUUGAAUCUAGUUUAAAGUUUAAAGAUUCUUUAAAAUGA
Messenger RNA from Melampsora larici-populina 98AG31, 2097 nucleotides. RefSeq lists its product as uncharacterized. The record is from RefSeq and is a predicted model, not a curated record. The transcript is spliced from 4 exons. Gene Ontology annotation, molecular function: cysteine-type deubiquitinase activity; zinc ion binding. Bases 1 to 2097 code for a protein of 698 amino acids. Gene Ontology annotation, biological process: mRNA processing; protein deubiquitination; spliceosomal complex assembly. Lineage: Eukaryota; Fungi; Basidiomycota; Pucciniomycetes; Pucciniales; Melampsoraceae.